AUGGCCUUCCGUUUCGUUGUUGUUGCCGCCGUGGCUGCCUUGUCGCACGCUGCCGUCAUUCCCACCAUUGGAAGCUCCUCAUUCUCCUACGAUGCAGCUCCCGCCUACAGCACCUACUCGUCUUCCUCGGUGUUGAAGACCAUCUCGGCGGCUCCCACUGCUUACUCCUACUCCGCGCCCGCUUACGCCGUCGCCGCUCCCGCUACCACCGUCGUUAAGACCGUCGCAGCUGCCCCGGCCGCUUCCAUCGCCUACGCUGCCCCUGUUACCUCUUCAGUCUCUUACGCUGCCCCUGUCUCCUCUUCAGUCUCUUACGCUGCCCCUGUCACCUCUUCAACCCACACUCUGACGACUGAGGCCGGUCGAUCCCACAUCCGCAUCGAGGAACACCAGCAAGGCCCUCAGGUUAUUCGUGUCCACGAGCAGCCUGCUGCCCAACCCGAAGUCGUCCGGGUCCAAGCUCCUGCCGAACCCCAAUCCUUGAUCCGUGUCAUCAACAAGUCCGCUCCUGCUCCGACUGUGGAGCGAGUUUUGCACCGAAGCGCUGAAGCUUCGGUCGUUGACAUUUCGAAGCCCGCUCCUCCCGCAGCCCGCAUCGUCCAGGUUGAGCGCCAACAGGCUCCGGCUCCUCGCGUUGAGUUCAUCAACGAGGAAGGCCAGGACUCCGUCCACUACCUCGACAACCAGCACGCUGAGGCCGUCGCCCCCGCUGUUGCUACUUACCACCACGCCCCCGCUGUCGCCACCUACCACCACGCCCCUGCUGCCGCCAUCGAGACCUACCACCACGCCCCCGCUGCAGCCAUCGAGACCUACCACCACGCCCCCGCUUCGGCCAUCGAGACCUACCACCACGCCCCCGCUGCAGCCAUCGAGACCUACCAUCAUGCCCCAGCUGCUGUCGCCACGACUUACCAUCAUGCCCCAGCUGCGAUCGCAACGGUCCACCACGCUCCUGCCACCUCCCUCGUGAAGACCUACUCUGCCCCUGCCACCGUCUCCUCGACCUACGGAUCUGCCCAGAACUACGGCAACACCGUUGUUCUCGACGCCAACAAGAAAGCCAAGUCCGCGUAAGGCCCACUCCUGGAAUGUAAAUAACCGUUGAAUUGCUUGAGUAUACACUAUUCUUGCGAAAGCUCAAAGAGGGGCUCUCGGUCGGAAGCAUAGAUGAAUGACCCCUUCAAGGGCAAUGUGGAAUAAAAGUCCUCGGAAUGCU
Messenger RNA from Galendromus occidentalis (western predatory mite), 1219 nucleotides. RefSeq lists its product as uncharacterized. The coding region runs from base 1 to 1077 and encodes 358 amino acids. NCBI's taxonomy places the organism in Eukaryota, Metazoa, Arthropoda, Arachnida, Mesostigmata, Phytoseiidae. The record is from RefSeq and is a predicted model, not a curated record. The transcript has 2 exons.